Colletotrichum gloeosporioides is the source of this 2067-nucleotide messenger RNA. Its product is annotated as Transcriptional regulatory protein moc3. The record is from RefSeq and is a predicted model, not a curated record. The coding region runs from base 1 to 2067 and encodes 688 amino acids. The transcript has 2 exons. Lineage: Eukaryota; Fungi; Ascomycota; Sordariomycetes; Glomerellales; Glomerellaceae. Gene Ontology annotation, molecular function: zinc ion binding; DNA-binding transcription factor activity, RNA polymerase II-specific. Gene Ontology annotation, biological process: regulation of DNA-templated transcription.
AUGUCUGAACGUGUCAUACGCAGACGUAAUGUUACUUCAAGAGACCGCACCGGCUGUGUCACCUGUCGCUCCCGCAGGUUGAAGUGCGACGAGAAGAAGCCAAGCUGUAAUAACUGUACGCGCCUAAAUCUUGAAUGCGGUGGUUAUGUCACCCCGAUCAAGUUCAAGGAUCAAACAGAUCUGUGGGAGCGAAAGCAGAGGAAGAAACGCGAGGCCAAGAAGGCCGCGAGUGCCAAUCACCAGAGCCCCUCAUCACCUGUGCCGUCGCGAAGUGACCCGGCGCCCGCAAUAACACCACGAUCAUCACGGCCCAUCGUCAAUCUCGAUGAUGUUCAUGAUGAUACGUUCUUCUCUGUUGAUGACACACAGGACUUCCUCGCAGGCUCACAGGAGCAAUCGCUUUACGAAGCCGCAACAUCGUUAGCCCUGAUCUCGGAGGGAAUUCCGCGUGAGACUGGUGGUCAUGACGGUCUAGAGAUCAGCGACAGCUCACAAUCCAAUCAUGUUGUCAACUCAGUGUCAACAGCAUCAGUCAACGUCGACUUUUCCAUGUAUGCUGCUGGAGAUAAGACAUCACCAGUAUUUUAUGGAAAUGAGCACCUUCCAAGUUGCACUCCGAUAUAUCAGCCGCAGGACUCUCCCAGAGUCUGGGACCCGCACCUCGAUGAGUCAAAUCGGCAGCUGAGUUCAGUCCCGACGAUAUUACCUGGAAUUAUUGAAAGCAGCAAGUUUCCAGAAGACACGAUCUACUACCACCACCUCAGAGACAGCUCGCCUUAUGGCAUCUUAUCAAUCCUGUCUCUCAGCGAUAUUCUACAAGAGGAUCAACUCGACAGCGCCUUCUUCCAUGCUGCGCUGGCUUUGUCGGCCCUCGAUAUUUCUCAGUACAGACCUUCAGAGACUCUUGCUAGCAAAGCUGCGUUGCAAGCACUGGAUCACUUCGUUGCUGCCCUCGGCACCGUGCGUAUGGCGCAGCUGGAUGAUGAAGGCGUCGCCACAGGAUGUCCCUCAAACCAAGAUAACGCCAUAUCAUGGCUAGCUACUGUUCUGUUACUCGCAAACUUCGAGUUACAACGGGGGCAGAUGAAGCUCUGGUACAUUCACAGCAGAGCCGCGGUCACAUUCCUUUCGCAACAUCUCAAUCGCGUACGAGAAUCACCCGUGGGGGAGUCUCUCAUCCGGUCCUUCUCCCGCAUAGCCGCCCUUCUAGAUAUUUUCGACCGAGCCUACUCCGUCCGAUACAGCAUUGCAUCACCAGACGUCUCAGACUCACUGGCCUCGUCGCUUGUCAAUUCGCCUCAGUCUGCCGACAGGUUGUUGUACAUCUUGCCCCGAGUCAUUAAACUUGAGGAAGAAUGGAGGAGUAACCCACAGCAUGACCUACACUGGCGUGGCCAAGCAGAAGAUCUAAUCCAAGAGUUGAAGGCAUGGAGGAACACCUUGGACGACUAUGACGUGCCGGCCUUGCACGAGCACACAGCAAACCCCUUCGAUGAGACCGCCGAAGGCCCUGGCAUCACGAUUAAGCCUCUCAGUAUCCCUCGGGCACGAGAGCCCGUCAAAGCAGCGACGACCUUUAUGCACUACCUAAUCUCUCUUCUACGACUGGAGACACGAUAUCUUCCAGGUGCAAGACGAGAAUUGCCACCCAACGCGAAGAAGAUCAUCCUUCUCGUUUGCAGGCUAGCAGCCGGUGUCCCUUACGCAUCCUGCGCCGCCGUCAACGCGUACGGCCACGGAAUGCUUCCGGCAAUGAUGAACGCGUACUACAUGGCAGAAGACUUAGACCUAAAGACAUGGAUCAAGAACUGGAUCGCCGGGUUUCCGAGGGAUCGGGAGGGAAUCUGGAACGUCCGCCACGCCCACCGGGUACUGCGCUACGUGGACGAGGAGUACACCCGCCGCGGCUCACGACACAAUUGGGAAAUCAUCAAAGUGCGCAUGGUUGACCUAGAGGAUGACGCCACUCCUCAAGAAGACGAGGAAAGGGACCCCGAUCGGUUCUCGGUCGAGGUGUAUUCGAGGUGUAAGCGGGGGUGGAGCAUCGACUUUGUAGAAAUACCCUAA